UUAUUUUCUUUUACACACAGCAUUUACCAGAAGUCUGCUGCAGCAGAUUGUGUUACUUAUAUUUUCAUCUUUGGCCUGUGAUGCAACAACAGAUAUUAGCUAUUUGUAUUUUAAUGUAGACUGGCUUAUACUUUAUGUACCUUCCAUAUGUUGCAAAAGGUCCAGCUGAGGUCAAGACAUCUUUCUAUAGUGUUUAAAAAACUCUUUGUUUUUCUUAUAUUAAAGGCUCUUUAAUCGUAUGCAUGUGUAUUUAAUUAAAUUUUGUGGAAAUGAAAUUAGCUGCAAAGUGAGCUUGGUUUUGCAGCCUUUCUUUUGUUGAGGAGUAUGUGAAUAGUUUUUGUUUUAGGCCAGCAGGGUGGGAGCAGUAGGGGCAAAAGAGGUGAGGAAGACUUGCAAGCUUUCUGCUGUUGUGGCAGGGUUAGAUUUGCAAGAAAAUGAAAUUAUGUGUAUUAUCACUUCUGAAAGGGCAAAGAAAGAUGAACUCUAAACAUUCCCUCUCAAAACACACACUUCAUCAAUGCCAUUGUAAGGAUGAAUGCAGAGUAUUUGAACUAAUGGAAGCAGGAAAAGAAUGGGAACAAUCUGACUAAAGCAGACCUCUCUGUCUUCAUUAAGAUGGCAGUGAUAUUUUCUUAUGGCCUUUGCUUUACUUGGAGAAGGAUAACCAGUCCAUUACUAAGCUGGAUUUAUCACUCAUACAAAGUUUCUAACUGGAGCUAGAUAAUUUUUGAGAGAUUGAUGCAAGCACCACAGUAACCUAUUUCAAUCUUUUGUGUCUGGGUCCUGGGGGAUGCUUAAGGGACCAUCUUUCUGUUCCCAGACCUCAGUUUCACUCUGCUGUUCAAGUCUUUCAGAUGCUGGCAUGUUAGGUUUAUGUAGAAUCCCUGUUGGGUUUUCUGGUUUGCAUACUUAAUGUAAUGUGAUUAUUUCUUUGGUGAAUAAAAAUAAAUCUUUAGUUUAAGAAAUAACAGUUCAUGUUUCUUGUCUUUGGUUUUGAUCAGUACUGAUGAAACAACACAAUUAUGGUUUAGUGGCUCACUGAGUAGCAGUAGGAGGCUGCAGGUUCUAUAGUGGAUAUCGAACACAACUGACUGUCUCCAUAACGUUACUUGGUGGGCUUACUGCUAGCUGUUGGCUGAUGACAAAGUUGGCAACCUAUUGCAAGGAAAAUUGGAUCACAGUUAUUGUGGUAAUGACAUAGAACUAGGUAUAUUUUUAAUGACAGGGACAUAUUUGGUGCCCACAUGGAAUCAACUUGAUCUCUGCAAAAUGCUGACUUUCAAAAGAUAGUAACGUGAUAGUUACAAAUGCAGUGUUACUGUAAAAUACUGUAUUUCCAAAGGAAAUAUGCAAAAGCAUAUUAAACUGUGUGUCAGAUGACAGAGUAAAACCAUAAAACUGGAAAGAGUGUAUUGAAGAAAAAAUAUUUUGUUUAUACUGCAUAUGGUGUUACAAAUGGUGCUAAUCUGAACAGAAAACACUUUUUCCUUGCUGUUGUAGAGCAAGAACAGAGAUACAACCAAAAAUGGAAACUCAAAAGAGGCAGAAAAAACAGUGUGAUGUGAAAACAGAUCUGAACUUAUUGCUUGAAUGCCUUAAAUACCAGAUGGACUGCCCUCUAUCUCAGAAAGACACUUUGAUCACUAUUUACUCAAUUUGUCAACAAAACAGUGAAGCAAGUGAAUAUUUUCGAGAAAUUGGUGGUUUGAUGUUUGUAAAUGAUCUUGCAAAGUCAAGUAUUCAUGGCAUAGUAAAGGAAGCAGCUUUGUUUACAUUAGGAAUUACAAUGGAGAGUAAUGUUUAUUGUCAACAGACUUUGUGUACUGCUGCAUUGUUUGAAGACCUCAUUUCAUUUUUAAUUAAUAAGAAUUCUGGUGUGAACUUGAAAAGAAUGUCUGUUUAUGUCAUCUUAGCACUGGUUUCCAAUAAUAUAAGUGGGCAAACCUAUGUCAGAGAUACAGGCUGCAUUGGCCUACUGCUACAGUUAUUCAGAACAACGCUUUCCGCAUCUGAGAUCAAUCUGUCAGAUGAAGAUACUAAUCAGUGCUAUCAGCUGUGGUCCUCAGUCUGCAGUACUCUCUGUGCCUGUGUUAACAAUCCCCAGAAUGAAUAUAAUCAAAACAUUUGCUCUUCAGUCUUCCCAUAUGCCAAAGAGUGGCUGGAAAGUUGCACAAAGCCUGAGAUAGUUCGUCCUAUUUGUUCAUUUGUUGGUCUCACAGUUGCAAAUAACUCAUAUGUGCAGAAAUAUUUUGUUUCUGUUGGAGGACUGGAUACAUUAGCUAGAGUUCUCACCAGGCUUACGCAUGAUUCCAAUAUGAGUCACUCCAGCAUUAAACUUGCAAUAGCAGUAACAAAGACUCUGGAUGCCUGCGUUGCUAAUGACUCUACCAUAGGUGUUGUCUUGACAAAGUACCACACUGUGUCAGAGCUACUAAAGCUGCUGUCCAAUGACACUCUGGAUACAAGAGAAAAAAUUAGUAUUAUUCUAACCAUUGGACACUGUACUGAAGUUUGUGAAGAAAACCAGUGUGAGCUGCUCCAGAAUAAUGGUCUUCCACUUAUGAUUCAGUUAUUAACUGAGUCUCAGGAUGAGGAACUAAACAAAGUGGCUACUUUUGUGCUUAAAAACUGCAAACAAAUGACUAAACAAUUGUUCCUGAAAAUAAAUUAUAAUUCAUUAAAUGCAACCAAUACAGAGGAGUUGGACAUGCAAGUCAGAAAAAGAAGUCUAGAAGACUACUGGAAGGAAGCAAAAGAAAUUUUAUACAGAACAAACUUGCUUGAAAAAGAGUGUAAUGAGGAAAGUGUGAAAGGAGGAGUAUUUGUAGAAAGAUCCUCAGAAGCCAAUGCUGAAGCAUCCAAAUACUGUGAGGUGAAUCCUGCUGAUCCGGAAACUUACAUAGCAAGAACACAUAAAGAAAUACAUUGUCCACAGUCAGAUGAUCAGGUUCUUUCUCCAUCUGUAAAUUCUUCUGCACUGAAAAAUGAAAUAGUUAACCCUAUGAAUCUAGUAAAUGUUUCUGUGAGACAAAGUGAACAGAGGAAUAGUCUGUGUUCAGUUAAUGAACUGCAAACAGAUAGUGUACUACAAAGUCAUAGUAUAAAUGAAAGAACUACUUGUGUAAAAAAUCAAUCUAUUCAAGUAAGUGAACAAUUAUUUAAGAAACCAGCAGAGGUCAUUAAAAACGUGAAACAGACAUGCACAUCAGAUCAACACUCGGAGAUAACCAAAGGAGAAAAAAGUACUUCAGCUACAUCUACAUCCCAGAAAAUGGCAGAUUUCAGGUGUUCAGGUUGUAAAGCAGGAGAACUGUCCUUCAAUAGUAAAACCUUUACCAAGGUGUUGCAAAGUUGUCCAUACCAGUGUGACCAUCACAAAGUCAUUCUGGAAGCAGAAGAAAGACGUAAAAAGGAGCUUCGCAAAUUGACUGUUUGCAACAAUAGGAGAUAUGCAGGUUCUGAGAAAAUACUGCUGACCCCUGAGAAGAAACAAAGACUGCAUACAGAAACACCAACUUUUAGGAGCAGACUGGAUAGUUCUCAAAAAAUACUACUGACCCCAAAGAAGAAAAAAAGAGUACAUGCAGAAAUACCAACUUUUAGGAGUGAAAUGGAUGAUUUUCAAAGUAUUAUUUUGACUCCAAAUAGAAAAAAACAAUCUAAUACUUCAAAUAGAGAUGGACGUAGUAAAAAUGCGAGUUUGGCCAAUGACUGUAACUUGAUACCUACGUAUAAGAAGUCUUUACAAAAAAGCCAAGAUGCUAACUCGAACAGGCAGAGAGUCAAAGAAAUGCGCAACCUGGAAUGUCAGUGCUUAAAAGAAAAUCGCCUGUAUUCAGUGGAAAGAGAUGAGAAAGGACGGACAAAUGUUGACCCUUCCAAGAAGUACUACAGGUUACAGUUGCAAAGGUGAGAAAAAAACAAAGAUCAAUAACACCUUUCAAGAGUAUUUUGGAUCUUGUUGCAGAAUGCUGAAGAAUGGCAUUUUUAACAGUGGUGUACUGUUGCAGCAAUACAAACCCUCGGAGAAUUUAGAUUGGCUUGGACUCCUGUUCUCAGUGAUAACAUUCAUUGACAGAGUUGUUCCACUUUGUAAAUUGAAAUUAUAUGUAAUUGCCUAAGUUUGUUAUUUUGGUGCUUGGGGGGUUUUGCUUUUUUUUUUUUUUUUUUUUUUAAAUAAUGCUAAAGUAGCUAACAAAAUACCAGUAGAAUAAUUUAUGAGGUUCUCUGAACCUUCUUGAAUGUUUUAUUUAUGUAAUAUUUGAUCUGCCUUUUUGUUUGAAGCUCUCUAUAGUUUGCUUUACACCAUUUGUAAGAAAAGGCUCUAUCGCUAAAAUUAAUAUUUAUGUCAGAAACUGGUGUUAAAUGUUUUGUCUUGUUUCCUCUUAAUCAGUGAAAUGUUUAAAGUAGGUAAAAUAUUUUGUCGUGAGUUUAAUGUGCUGUAUGUACAGAAAAGUGUAUCUAUGACAGAAAACACCACAUGUAUGUAGUAGCAUGUAGCAGGCAUCUUUUUGUGUAUUACUCAAGUAAAUAGGCAGAACUGCCAUUUCUUGCACAGUUUUCAGAGAAAGCUUUAUUGAAACCCUUAAGCACGUGAUUUUUCAGUGGUAGCCUUACUAUUUCAUUUGCAUAUUUUAUCUAUUCUGAUAAAGGUGUGAUUAAUCGAUAACUAAUUUGUUAUGGAAAAAGUUUAGUUACCUUAUUAGCACUAGGUUUUUACCUUUCAGGGAGCUGUAGAGAAGAGAUUGACAAGGUCCCCUCUGAGCUGCCUUCUCUCCAGACUAGACACCCCAGGUCCCUCAGCCGUUCCUCGUCAUAUUUGAGCUCCAGGAGCUUUGCCAGCGUCAUUGCCCUUCUCUGGCCCCAGUCCAGCACCUCAAUGUCUCUCUUGUAGUGAAGGGCCAGGAAGUGAGUA
Messenger RNA from Pezoporus occidentalis (night parrot), 4915 nucleotides. RefSeq names its product telomere repeat binding bouquet formation protein 1 (gene TERB1). Gene Ontology annotation, biological process: homologous chromosome pairing at meiosis; meiotic attachment of telomere to nuclear envelope. The coding region runs from base 1526 to 3913 and encodes 795 amino acids. Lineage: Eukaryota; Metazoa; Chordata; Aves; Psittaciformes; Psittacidae. The record is from RefSeq and is a predicted model, not a curated record. The transcript has 21 exons.